This is a messenger RNA of Rhinocladiella mackenziei CBS 650.93, 708 nucleotides long. RefSeq lists its product as uncharacterized. Gene Ontology annotation, biological process: proteasome regulatory particle assembly. The transcript has a single exon. Gene Ontology annotation, cellular component: nucleus; cytoplasm. Lineage: Eukaryota; Fungi; Ascomycota; Eurotiomycetes; Chaetothyriales; Herpotrichiellaceae. The record is from RefSeq and is a predicted model, not a curated record. The coding region runs from base 1 to 708 and encodes 235 amino acids. Gene Ontology annotation, molecular function: protein binding.
AUGGGACUACCAAUGGAUCCUAAUCUUGCAAAUAUUCAUGUUCCAAGUGGCCCUACAUCGGUUCACCAGGCCGAGUCAUUCGAAAGUCUAUCGUUACAAGAACUGAUCCUUCGAAAGGACAAUCUUGAAGCAGAGCUAAAAGCCCUAGGUGCAGUCUUGGAUAGUCAUGGAGUCAAUAUGCAAACCAGUCUUACCACCUUCGACGGCUUCCCCCGUUCAGACAUUGAUGUGGCACAAAUCCGAGUCACCAGAACACGGAUCAUCAUCUUGCGAAAUGACUGGAAAGAUCUGAUGGACAGAAUCGAAAAAGGCCUUCAUGAACAUCAUGCUGCAUACCAAGCUUCAGAUGAAUACAAGAAUUCCCUCUCCCAACCAAAAUCAGAACCCACUCCGGUUGUCUCCCAACCACCGCCCUCCGUUCCCGAUACGCCCUUUGCCAAAGUGAACAGUGUUGAGCCAGGCAGUCCUGCGAAUGAAGCUGGUCUGAAAGCUGGUGAUUUAAUAAGAAGAUUUGGCGAUGCUAUUUGGUCGAAUCACGAAAGACUACGAAAAGUCGGUGAAAUUGUCAGUCAAAGUUUGGGUCGGCCGAUCCUGGUGAAAGUCUCUCGAGGAAAUGGACCACGGGCACAGGAGCUGGAUCUGAGACUGACCCCGAGGCAAAACUGGGGUGGUAGAGGAACAUUGGGCUGUCACAUCAUCCCAAUAUAA